This is a messenger RNA of Trypanosoma conorhini, 495 nucleotides long. RefSeq lists its product as uncharacterized. The transcript has a single exon. Bases 1 to 495 code for a protein of 164 amino acids. The record is from RefSeq and is a predicted model, not a curated record. Lineage: Eukaryota; Euglenozoa; Kinetoplastea; Trypanosomatida; Trypanosomatidae.
AUGGCGAAGGGGCUGGACACUCUUCUUAGCUUCUUCGUCGUGCUCCUCAUCCUGGUCGGCUUCGCCGGUCUGCUGGCGCUGCUCAUCUGCGGCGUCUGUGCCGUGCGCCGGCGCAUGCAGCGUCGGGAGCUCGCGCGCCGACAAACCGCCCACGAGGAACGGGAGCGGCAGCGUGCGGCGCAGCUCCUGCGGGUCAUCAGCAGCUUGCGGGAGCCCGCGACACGCCCCGGCGCCGCGGCGGGGCGCGCCUCCUCCGUGGACUCCGCCGCCUCCGCCGUCUCCUCCACGCCGGCGGGGCCGGGGAGGCGGCGGCGGGGCCGUUCCUCCUCGCCGGAGCCGCCGCCGCCGCCGGAAGCGCUGAAGAACGGCGACGAUCUCGUGAUCUUUUUGACGCCCGGGGCGGAAACCUCCGCGAAGACGAGCGCGGCCGCGGCGCUGCGGCGCUCCCCGGGCGCCUGCUCCACCUCCUCCUUCGCCCGCAGGCGCGAUAAGUGA